UCUUGCUUCUGCUUUCUGCUGUUGGCGUACACCUUAUCUUCUUUGUUGCUUGACUGCCUGUUGAAAGGGCUGUAAUUGAUUGCCAUUAUACGAACCUCACUCCCACCUUUCCCCCCGCGUUCUGUCCAAUUCUUGUUCAACCACUCCGCCGCGCUCUUUUCUCCUCUCAACAAGCAGCUUGAAUAUCUGUUGGAUUAUCUUGCAAGAUGGCUCCUGAAAGAGCUGGGAAGAGCGUGUUCCUCGGGAAUAUCCCGUACAAUCUCACCGAGGAACAGGUCAAAGAUAUCCUCAGCUCUGCCGGCACGGUCACCAAAUUUCGCUUGAUGAUGAACCCUGAUACUGGAAAGCCCAAAGGAUACGGAUUUGCCGACUUUGCCGAUGCUGACGCGGCGGCCUCCGCCGUGCGCAACUUGAACGAUUACGAGAUCAUGGGCCGCAAAAUACGCGUGGAUUGGCCGCACAACAACGAGAAGGACUCUGUUCCGCCGGACUACUCUCAGCCCGCACCGAACGUGCAGCUCCAGGGCCAAGACGGUCAAUCAGGCGCGCAGCAGCAAUCCGCACCGCUGCCUCCCCUGCCACCCGGCGUGGAACUGCCCCCGCAUCUGGACUGCCCGAACGCCAUCUCCCAAACACUCUCCUCGCUCGCCCCCAACCAGCUUCUCGAUGUCCUCUCCCAGAUGAAAUCCCUGUCGAUGGCGGACCCAGUUCGAGCCGCAGAGCUUCUGCGACAGGCGCCUCAACUAUCAUACGCGAUGUUCCAGGCUAUGCUCCUGAUGAACCUCGUCGACUAUAGCACGCUCGGCUCAGUGGUGGAACAAGCGGCGCAACCAGCAGCGGCAGCGCCCCCUCCGGCCGCGCAGCCCUUCCAGCCCUUCUCGGCUGUCCCCGGUCAGGUCUCCACGCCCCCAAUGGUCGGCACGCCUUUUGCCGCACCGGCGGCGGCCCCCGCAGCUCCAUCGAUGCCCGGGCAAGAAGAGCUCCUGCAGCAGGUACUCAGCAUGCCGCAGGCGGCAAUUGAUGCGCUCCCGCCAAUGGAGCGGAGUCAGAUCAUGGUGCUGCGGCAGCAGCUGAUGCAGGGUGCCAUGCGAUAGUAACGUCGAUUUGAUGAUAUGAUUGCGAUGUCGGUACGGGGUGUUGUCAUACUAAUCAACUUUGUUCAUACUCAUCUUGCUUGAUUCUAUCUUUUUUGUUAUUUCAUGGGAUGGCGUUUUGGAGGCCUGAUUUAUUUCGCGGCUUGAAUGUAUACCUAGCAUGGAUAUCUGGCAGAUGUUCU
Messenger RNA from Aspergillus candidus, 1276 nucleotides. RefSeq names its product putative polyadenylation factor subunit CstF64. Gene Ontology annotation, molecular function: mRNA binding. Gene Ontology annotation, biological process: mRNA 3'-end processing. The record is from RefSeq and is a predicted model, not a curated record. Lineage: Eukaryota; Fungi; Ascomycota; Eurotiomycetes; Eurotiales; Aspergillaceae. The transcript is spliced from 2 exons. Gene Ontology annotation, cellular component: mRNA cleavage and polyadenylation specificity factor complex. The coding region runs from base 207 to 1094 and encodes 295 amino acids.